Messenger RNA from Fusarium musae, 1110 nucleotides. RefSeq lists its product as uncharacterized. The transcript is spliced from 3 exons. The coding region runs from base 1 to 1110 and encodes 369 amino acids. The record is from RefSeq and is a predicted model, not a curated record. NCBI's taxonomy places the organism in Eukaryota, Fungi, Ascomycota, Sordariomycetes, Hypocreales, Nectriaceae. Gene Ontology annotation, cellular component: Golgi apparatus. Gene Ontology annotation, molecular function: antiporter activity.
AUGUCUUCCCGUCCCAAUAACGAGGAGCCUCUUCCUCUCCUCUCCGCCGAGGAGAGAGAGCGUGAUAUCAAGGGCGAGCUCGAUGUCGAGAGCGACGCUGGCCGAGCCGAGCCUCCCAAGAACAACAACCUUGAGCAUGAGUACUCUAUCCCCAGUACCGUCAAGUUCGCAUGGCUCGGAACCUACUUUUUCUUCUCUCUGCUCCUCACUCUUUACAACAAGCUUGUUCUGGGAAUGUUCCACUUCCCAUGGCUCUUGACUUUCCUCCACGCCUCGUUCGCCAGUGUCGGCACCUAUGUCAUGAUGCAAAUGGGUUACUUUAAGCUCUCACGAUUGGGGCGUCGCGAGAACCUCGCCCUCGUUGCUUUCAGUGCUCUCUUCACUGCCAACAUCGCCGUUUCCAACCUGUCUCUCGCUAUGGUCUCCGUUCCCUUCUACCAGACCAUGCGCAUGCUCUGCCCGAUCUUCACCAUCCUUAUCUACCGCACUUACUACGGCCGAACCUAUAGCACCAUGACAUACCUUUCUCUCCUGCCUCUUAUCGUCGGUGCUGCCAUGACCACCCUAGGUGAGAUGAGCUUCACUGACGCCGGCUUCCUUCUCACUAUUCUUGGUGUCGUGCUCGCCGCUCUCAAGACUGUCGUCACCAACCGAUUCAUGACUGGAUCUCUCGCUCUCCCCCCGAUCGAGUUCCUCCUCCGCAUGUCUCCUCUCGCUGCUCUUCAGGCUCUGGCUUGCGCUACUGCCACCGGUGAAGUUAGCGGCUUCCACAAGCUCAUCACCUCUGGGGACGUUUCUCUCCCCCCCGCUUUCGCCUCGCUCUUCGGAAACGGUUUCCUCGCCCUUCUGCUCAACAUCUCGUCUUUCAACACCAACAAGCUUGCUGGUGCUCUGACCAUGACCGUCUGUGGUAACCUCAAGCAGUGCUUGACUGUUGCCCUCGGCAUCUUCCUCUUCGACGUGACCAUCGAUCUGCUUAACGGUGCUGGUAUGGCCGUCACAAUGCUUGGUGCUGCCAUCUACAGCAAGGCCGAACUCGACAACAAGAACCGCAAGAGCCAACAGGCUGCUGCCGCCGCUUACAAGCCCGUCGAGCAACAGGCUCGGUAA